Messenger RNA from Ostreobium quekettii, 1137 nucleotides. Lineage: Eukaryota; Viridiplantae; Chlorophyta; Ulvophyceae; Bryopsidales; Ostreobiaceae. The record is from the annotation of a GenBank genome assembly.
AUGGGCGGCGGUGGCCCGCUUGCGUUCCUGAACAAGAAGACAUGGCACACUGGCAGCCUGCGCGUGAUCGAGGAGGUCUGGAAGCGCGAGCAGGAGAACCAGAAAGAGCAGCAGAGGCUCGAGGAGCUCCGGAAGCAGGUCAAUGAGGAGCGGCAGCUGCAGGAGCUGGAGCGAGCGGCCGAGGCCGCGGGCCACGGAAGAAAAUCAGAGCGCCUGGAUUGGAUGUAUGCUGGUGGGAUUGCUGCCAAGGAGGAUGCAGAACGCAGACAAGAGGAGCAUGCACUUGGAAAGCCAGUUGUGCUGGAGGAGGCAAAAGAGGAAUCCAAGUGCGAGAAGAUCUCUGUUCUUCCUUCCUUCUAUACAGAAGAUACGCCAAAGUCCGCCAAUGAAACUUGGGCAAGGCUGCACAAUGAUCCCCUGUUCAUGAUCAAAAAACACGAACAGGCUGCUGUGCAGAGGGUAAGAAACAAUCCUGCUCGCAUGAUGGCUAUCAAGGACGAGGUUAAGAAACUUAGGAGCAUGAAAGAUAAGAAAAAGCACAAGAAGCACAAGAAGCAUAAGAAAGAGAGCAAAGAGAAGGGGCAUAAAGGGGAGAACGGCAGCAAGAAACGUAGAGCCAGCAGCAGCCCCGAGCCCAGUCCGAAAAGGCACAGGCGAGCAGAGCACCAUGGCGACCAUCCUAAACCUGAAAAGGACCCAAGGUAUGGCUUGGCCGUAAAGAACGAACAUGUGCCAGAGUACAAGACCAGCCAAAGAGCUGCUGAGACCCGGAAGCGAUUGGAAGAGGCGGGGCGGAAAAAGGAAGAGGAGGAGAGAGCGCUGAGGAAUCAAAGGCACCAACGCAGGGAGUACAAAGUGGGGCGGAUAUCAGAGGAGGAAAGGGCCAGAAGGCUGGCGGAGAUGAUGGGCGACGCCGACGAGCACAGGCAGCAGCGGCGGAAGGCGGUGGACAGCGCAAAGAGGCAGGACAGGGCGGAGGACUUGGCGAACGAGGCCGGCAGGAGCAAGUUGAAGCCCCAGGAGUACUCGCAUGCCGCAGCGAAUGGGGUACACGGGAGGUCCCUGGAAGAGAACGUCGCCAGCAGGCGGUAUUACAGCCAGAGGAAGGGGCGUGAGACUGCCGGGUUCCGGAGGUGA